AUAGGUGCGUUCAUGCUCGAGGGGGACCGAGCAUCAUUGUGGGGUAGAUCGCGACGGGGUACGGCAGAAAUCUCGGCAUCCGUGCGAGCCCUACCUCAAAGUCGUGUUCGGUUAAACGUUCAACUAAAAAAAAGGGGUAACUCCAUUCCCCUUCUCAAAAGUUCCGCAUUCUAUACUGAAGAUCUCGGAAGUGAUCUCGCACGUGGAAAAAGCAGAAUAUUUAGCAGGAUGCCGAGAUAAGGACCAGUGCAAGAACAUUGACGGUACAGGAAGACCGCAUAUUUUGGAUCGUGACAACUGCGUCGGCGCAACUAGAUAGGACGAGAGGUCACGUCACAAAAACUUCCUAUACAUAGACGACAAUUAUCAAUCAGCCCUUCGUUCCUCCCUGUCUCUUUCCACUUCACCGUCAUUUCAACGGCCAUCCCGUUCCAGCGUUUUAAUCAGAAAGAAGAGCACAAGUUACACACAGUUGGCGAGCCGAUCUCCACUCACGACCGGCCUGUUAGGAUGAGGUGAGUUCUCCAAUUUUGAUCUCAUCCCGCGAUUUCGUCGCCGCAACGAAUAAUGCCUUCAAGGGGAUCGACCGGCCGUCCCAAGGUAGACAGAUCCACUAGUCCUCUGCCGAGGAAACCGGCAGCGAGUCCCGUGAAUCCAGUGCAGGAGCUGAAGGCCCUCUUCUCCGAGCCCACCAGCAACCGAGCUCCCUCCAAUGGCGAGAAAGAGUCGGACUUUCGAUUUGAAGCGAUACAAUGCCUGCGACAGUCCUCGAUCAUCAAGAGGCCCAAGGACCUACCAGAACGAGGGAACUGGAGCAGCAAGAUCGAAUUUAUUUUGUCCGUCGUGGGACUGGCCAUAGGUUUGGGAAAUCUAUGGCGAUUUCCAUACCUUUGUUAUAAAAAUGGCGGCGGUGCUUUUAUGGUGCCCUACUUCAUCGCGCUCGCACUGGCCGGUAUACCUAUGUUCCUGAUGGAACUGUCCUUAGGUCAGAUGCUGACGAUAGGUGGUCUAGGUGUUUUUAAAAUAGCACCUAUUUUUAAAGGCAUUGGGUACGCAACUUGCGUGCUUUCCUGCUGGACCAAUGUGUAUUACAUCAUCAUUCUCGCUUGGGCGCUCUUCUACUUCUUGGUCUCCUUACGUGCUGACGUACCAUGGAGAACCUGCGACAACUCGUGGAAUACGCGCUACUGCAUCACACCUGAUGAACGUCUGAACGUGUCAUGCUGGCAGGACGAUUACUGGCCAAAUAAUGUCAUAUGUGCCACAUCCCUCGGGAAUUUGAGUCACGGACUGUUGAAGGAUCCAGUAAAGGAAUUUUGGGAGAGGCGCACCCUAAUGAUAUCCUCAGGCAUCGAAGACGUAGGUAGUAUAAGAUGGGAACUAGCCGGUACUCUCGCGGUCGUAUGGAUCAUGUGCUACUUUUGCAUCUGGAAAGGCGUUAAAUGGACCGGCAAGGUAGUCUAUUUCACGGCGCUCUUCCCAUAUGCCUUGCUGGUGGUAUUGCUCGUGCGAGGCUUGACGCUUCCCGGUGCUUCGGAAGGUUUAAAGUAUUACGCUACACCGAAUCUCUCGAAACUUGGCGAUCCUGAGGUAUGGAUAGACGCGGUGACGCAGAUAUUCUUCACUUACGCUCUCGGCCUAGGCGCGUUGGUAGCUCUAGGCAGUUACAACAAAUUUAACAAUAAUGUUUACAAAGAUGCUCUCAUCGUAUGUGGAGUCAAUACUUGUACCAGCCUGCUUAGCGGAGUAGUCAUAUUUUCCGUGGUCGGUUUUAUGGCUCAUGAGCAACAGAAACCAGUGGCCGAUGUAGCUGCUUCUGGACCCGGUUUAGCCUUCUUAGUUUAUCCCUCAGCGGUAUUGCAACUACCCGGAGCGUCAAUUUGGUCGAGUCUAUUCUUCUUCAUGCUUCUCCUAAUAGGACUGGAUAGUCAGUUCUGUACCAUGGAGGGCUUCAUCACCGCCGCCGUAGAUGAGUGGCCGCGAACACUCAGAAAACGGAAGGAAUUGUUUAUCGCGAUUGUAUGUCUGAUCUCGUAUCUAAUCGGGCUUCUAUGCGUCACAGAAGGCGGAAUGUACGUGUUUCAACUUUUGGACACGUAUGCCGUAAGCGGAUUUUGCUUACUCUUCCUGAUGUUCUUCGAGUGCAUCUCCGUCUCAUGGGCAUUCGGGGUGGACCGAUUUUAUGAUGGCAUACGAGACAUGAUAGGCUAUUAUCCUUGUUUCUGGUGGAAGAUAUGCUGGACAUUUACCACACCUGCUAUUUGCGUGGGUGUUUUCAUCUUUAAUAUCAUUAAAUUCGUCCCUGUGAAAUACCUCACGUACGAAUUUCCGUGGUGGAGCCAUUUGUUGGGAUGGCUCGCGGGUCUUUCCUCGAUGUUAUGUAUUCCAGGUUACAUGAUUUAUAUCUGGUGCGUUACAUCCGGAACUACCUCAGAGAAAUAUCGGAAAUUGAUAAAAAUAGAAGACGAUGUUGCUGCCUUGCGGAAGAAACUCAAUCCAGUCAAAGCCGCUGCCAUCGACGCGGAAUUUGAAUUAUAAAAUCGCAUUCAUGCCUUUUUCAAUCACAUAGAUUAUUUGAUGUAUGCAAUGAACUAUAGUAUGCUAAUGGGAAAGAUUUGAGCGCGCAAUUGAAUGUUUGCGAUUCAGAAUACAUCAGAGAUUUCACUAGAAUAGCAUUAAGAUGAGAUAUCAUGCGUUUAUUCAUUUUAAGCGCAAUCUCAUCGAGAAAAACGACGUUUAUUAAUUAAACUAAUCUAUUAUAUAUCUCUAUAAUCUGCUUU
Messenger RNA from Trachymyrmex cornetzi, 2780 nucleotides. It is a transcript of the gene Gat-1B, whose product is annotated as GABA neurotransmitter transporter-1B. NCBI's taxonomy places the organism in Eukaryota, Metazoa, Arthropoda, Insecta, Hymenoptera, Formicidae. Gene Ontology annotation, molecular function: gamma-aminobutyric acid:sodium:chloride symporter activity. The transcript is spliced from 14 exons. Gene Ontology annotation, cellular component: plasma membrane; neuron projection. The coding region runs from base 568 to 2538 and encodes 656 amino acids. Gene Ontology annotation, biological process: nitrogen compound transport; sodium ion transmembrane transport; amino acid transport. The record is from RefSeq and is a predicted model, not a curated record.